Molecule: messenger RNA, 2093 nt
Organism: Stegastes partitus (bicolor damselfish)
Lineage: Eukaryota; Metazoa; Chordata; Actinopteri; Pomacentridae
Gene: thap1
Product: THAP domain containing, apoptosis associated protein 1
Exons: 3
Coding region: 22-669 (215 amino acids)
Biological process (GO): regulation of transcription by RNA polymerase II
Cellular component (GO): nucleus
Molecular function (GO): DNA-binding transcription factor activity; RNA polymerase II cis-regulatory region sequence-specific DNA binding
Source: RefSeq, a predicted model, not a curated record
AGCGUUGUCCGGGCAGCAAGCAUGGUCCAGACGUGCUCGGCGUACGGCUGUAAGAACCGCUACCACAAAGACAAAGACAUUUCAUUCCACAAGUUUCCUCUGGCCCGUCCAGAUGUUUGCGGUAAGUGGGUGGCGGCGAUGAGGAGGAACAACUUCAAGCCCACCAAGUACAGCAACAUCUGCUCGCAGCACUUCACCAAAGACUGCUUCAAGAGGGAAUGCAACAACCGGGUGCUGAAGGAGAACGCCGUGCCGUCGCUCUUCACCUUCAACCUCAGCAUCAAGUCGGAGUCCCUGGAGGGUCCGUUCCCCUCAGAGAUCCACUUCCCUCUGUCCCUGCCGCUGACCUCCGACCCGGCGGCGGACGAGGAGCCCGAGAGGAGCCUGGCCGACGCCCGCGGCGACACGGCGGCGGUGUCCUGCGACCACAACUACACGGCGGAGGACUCGGCGCAGCAGAAGAAGCGCAUCGAGCAGCUGGAGGAGCAGCUGGAGCGGCUCAGGAAGAAGCUGAAGACGACGCAGCAGAAGUGCCGGCGGCAGGAGAGGCAGCUCAAGAGGCUGAAGGCCGCCUGCGAGGCGCCGCCGACGGGCCGCGAGCCGGCGUUCGGCGAGGGAUACGUGAUUUUACCGAAACACAUCUACCACACGCUGAAAGGCAUCGAGUGACGGGAGGCUGCUGCUGACGGAGGUUUAAUCUGCUGCCAUCAGGAGGUGCUGAGCUUCUCAGCCAACUGAACGCUGAGGACCGGAUCAGGUCCGACUGGUGGCGACCACAAACAUAUCAACCUGUUCUGUUUUCCUUCUUUGUGUUUGGGCUGCAGUGAAACGACUUUUCAAACGUUGGGUCAACGUUUUGGGUUUGCUUUUUGACCAGAGUUGUGUGUUGACUUCUUGCAGGUUUUUGCUUUUCUGUUUGUUUCAACUCCUUUAAAAAUCACAAGCGGCUGUUUAAACAGCACCAAGUUAGCUUGUUUCACACAACUAUGCUAAGCUAAGCUAAGCUAAGCUAGGCUAACUCCAUUCACAUCCUGUCUAUGGAUGUUGAUUAAUCACCGUUAAUAAUUUAACUGAUGACAAAUACAUGAAUCAAGAAGGCAGAUGUGAAGGUCGUGCAUGUUUUUAAACGGACCGUAGAUCAGCUGUAGUACCUGGUUGUUCCACCAGGUGGAGCCUCUCACUGCUUAGGAGACCAGAGGAGGCGGGACUCAGACUCCAGACGGGUCAUGUGGCUAACAGAGAGGAUUGUGGGAGUUUAAUGGAUACCAACUGGAAAAAAAGUGCGAUCUAAGUUAGAUGUCACAUGACCAACACUGAUGCCAUGUGACCUCGGUUAGCGGACGUUCAUUAGCACAUGUAGGACGGCUCACCUGCUUCACUUCCUGUUAUCGGCUCAUUGAUUAUCGAUUGAUUGGGCUGCCAGCUGUUGGUUAAAAACAUGAUUUCAUUAUCCUGACUCCAUCUUUAAAGGUGGAUUCUGCCAUUUUAAUUAGCAUAUUGAGCUAGGUAGCAUAUGCUAAGCUUUACUGAUGUGUUGCCAACCCUGCCUCAUUUCCUCUGUGCUGUGCACGAGCAUGAACGUGCACGAGCAUGAACGUGCACGGGACGCACGGGAGUCGUGUUGAUUGGGCCGAACCACUUUGUUUCUCAGUUGCAGACUCACAUCUGAAACCUUUAUGUCGGACCGAUGGUUCGUCUCACUGUCACUAAGAAGCACAUCCACGUCCCAAGAUGUUGAACUGGACCUUUAAAGGUUCCUGUGUGAGGUUCUGGAUGCCGUUCGGCACAAAGUGUGACUUUAACUUCUGUUUUAUUUUUUAUGUGUUGUUUCCUAAAAGGAGAAAAUCCAGUUUGAGGAUUUUAAAGAUGAGCUGCGUGUAACAAAGGGCACUUCUGUUCUGUUGCUUUACUUCUGUUUCCAGUUUUUCUUCUUGUAGACGGGAUGCAGAAACACUACGAGUGUGUGUGUGUGUGUGUCUGUGUGUGUGUGUCUGUGUGUGUGUCUGUGUGUGUCUGUGUGUGUGCGUGUGUUGGUGCAGGGUCCUUGAUCAGCUGCUCACGUGCAAUAAACUGCAAACUCGAUGAAGCCAUAA